This is a messenger RNA of Truncatella angustata, 392 nucleotides long. RefSeq lists its product as uncharacterized. The transcript has a single exon. NCBI's taxonomy places the organism in Eukaryota, Fungi, Ascomycota, Sordariomycetes, Amphisphaeriales, Sporocadaceae. The annotation marks the transcript as partial. The record is from RefSeq and is a predicted model, not a curated record.
AGACAAGGGCCCUACUCGGGCUAUUGCUUCUCCUGCGAGUUCUUGCUUCUCUCACGCGUUCUUACUUGGCAUUGGCUCACUCCAGUCGCAGGUGACUCGUUCAAGAAUAGGCUCCCACUGGUAUUCCUGAUGCCGUCAUGUAAGUUACAUUACCUCGGUCCCGGGGCUUGGAUCAAUGUCCCACAUGACUUCCCUGUUGCAAACCCUGUCCAUUAUCUGUCAUCUCCGUCAUCUCCGUCCUAUCCGUUAUUUAUCCGUCCUAUCCGUCAUCUCUUGUUUGCUCGCCUGACUGACUUGGUACCCUUGCCAUUGAAGUGACUGGUAUAUUUGAUGUGACCUAUCAAGGGACGGUAAUGGUGACGCCAAAAAUCUGUUCCGAGAUGUUCUCGUUC